This is a messenger RNA of Cuscuta epithymum, 1874 nucleotides long. The record is from the annotation of a GenBank genome assembly. NCBI's taxonomy places the organism in Eukaryota, Viridiplantae, Streptophyta, Magnoliopsida, Solanales, Convolvulaceae.
GAAGAUAUGUGAACUCAAGUUAAGAAAUCUUCCACUAUUUCCGCCAUCAUUCGAUUCAAUUCGCUACAAUGUACAAACGUGCUAGGAGUUGGAUGUAUCACGACCACUUACAAAAUAAUGAUUUGUCUGAUGAAUUUGAAAGUGGCGUUGAGGAUUUCAUUACAUUUUCAUGUGCGAAUCCGACAUAUAUGGAUGGUACUAAAAUAAGGUGUCCAUGUAAAAAUUGUAAAAACAAGGCAUAUAAAGAUCCAGAGGAUGUUCGAUGGCACCUGUACAAAUAUGGAUUUAUUGAAAAUUAUUUUAACUGGACAUCACAAGGUGAACCUAUUCAUCACGAGCGCUUCGUUGAACGAGAGAAUUUAUUGGCCUCUAUGUCUCGCAACGAUCCCACUCAACGGAAUGAUUAUGAGAAUAUGAAUUGGGAUCAAAGGAUGGUAAACGAUGCUAUUGGUCAGCAUAAUGUUCCAGAGCAUUAUGAUAGCUCUCCAAACAUGAGUGAUGAAGGUCCCAGCGAGUCAUUUUCAGCACCAACCACAAAUGACUCUCAAGAUCUUUUUUUUCGUGUGCUUGAAUCUACGGACCGACCUCUUUAUGGAUGUGGUACAAAGUUCUCACAGCUGCAAUUUGUGUCGAGAUUAAUGAGCAUCAAGGCUGACCAUAAUUGGUCAGAGACUAGUGUGACCGAACUUUUGUUAUUGCUUAGAGACGCUCAUGAAGGCCCUAACACCAUCCCAGAGAGUUUUUAUGCGAUGAGAAAGUUAGUAUCGGAUUUAGGCCUCCCUGUCCAUCAUAUUGACACUUGCAGAUCGGGUUGUAUGUUGUUUUGGAAAGAUGACAAGGACUUACACCAUUGCAAGUUCUGUGGAGAAGAAAGAUACAAGAAUCAGAAAGGUAUAGGCGAUGGUGAAACACGUAAGUUGACAGCCGUAACCACUCUUCGAUAUUUGCCACUUGCACCAAGGUUACAAAGACUAUAUGCUUCUGUUGUUACUGCGAGUGAAAUGACGUGGCAUAAGAACCACGUGUCACAAGAAGACAUGAUGUGUCAUCCAUCAGAUUCACCGGCAUGGAAGCAUUUUGAUACCACAUAUCCUAGAUUCGCUAAAGAGGCACGCAAUGUUCGUUUAGGGUUAUGUACUGAUGGAUUUGCACCACAUGGACAAUAUGGUAAAAAUUAUUCAUGUUGGCCAGUUAUAUUGACUCCUUACAAUCUCCCACCAGGCAUGUGUAUGAAAAGUCCAUAUAUGUUUUUAACGCUGAUAAUUCCUGGACCAAAUAACCCUAAAUCAAAAAUUGAUGUUUACAUGCAACCAUUAAUUGAUGAAUUGAAGAUGUUGUGGGAGACAGGAGUUGUUACUUUUGAUGCCGCACGUAAUGAAUUAUUUAGGUUGCAUGCUUCUGUACUAUGGACGAUUAGUGACUUUCCUGCGUAUGGUAUGCUUUCUGGGUGGAGUACGGCUGGGAUAAUGAGUUGUCCUAUAUGCAUGGAGACUACAAGUGCCUUUUAUCUAAAGUAUAGUAGAAAGCCAUGUCACUUUGACUGUCAUAGGAAGUUAUUGCCUCUUAAUCACUCUUACCGAAGGGAUAAAAUGUCUUUUUUAAAAGACAAGAUAGAGAGAAGUGCACCACCACCUCGUCUGAAUGGAAGAGAGCUUUGGGCGCGUGUCAGAUCCAUUCCAUCGGCAAUAGAAGAGCCCAAUGAAAAACCAAGUGGGUAUGGAGUAGAGCAUAAAUGGACUAAACAAAGCAUUUUUUGGGAGCUUCCAUAUUGGAAAAACCUACUUAUUAGGCACAACUUGGAUUUGAUGCAUACUGAGAAGAACGUUUUUGAUAAUAUUUUUAAUACUGUGAUGGGUGUAAAGGGUAAAACAAAA